AGAGCAUCUCAAGGGGGCUUUCCCUGAAAAUUGAUGUAUCCAAUACAAUGAUCAUUCAACCUGGUCCAGUUGUGGAUUUUUUAAUUGCCAAUUGGAAUGACAUAGAUCCUUACUCCCUAGACUGGACCAAGGCUAAACGAACUCUUAAGAAUCUGAGGAUAAAAGUCAGUCCAUCCAAUCAGGCAUACAAAAUUACUGGAUUGAGCGAGCAAAUGUGCAAAGAUCAGUUGUUUUCCUUGAAGCAGAAAAGUCUGAAGAACGAUAAUGGUGACGCUGAGAAUCUGGAGAUUAAUGUUUAUGAUUAUUUUGUCAACCAUCGCAACAUACAGUUGCGUUAUUCUGCAGACCUUCCAUGCAUUAAUGUUGGAAAGCCAAAAUGGCAACGUAUAUUCCUUUGGAGGUGA
This is a messenger RNA of Hibiscus syriacus, 404 nucleotides long. Its product is annotated as protein argonaute 4-like. Gene Ontology annotation, cellular component: cytoplasm. Gene Ontology annotation, molecular function: protein binding; RNA binding. Lineage: Eukaryota; Viridiplantae; Streptophyta; Magnoliopsida; Malvales; Malvaceae. Gene Ontology annotation, biological process: regulatory ncRNA-mediated post-transcriptional gene silencing. The transcript is spliced from 4 exons. The coding region runs from base 48 to 404 and encodes 118 amino acids. The record is from RefSeq and is a predicted model, not a curated record.